This is a messenger RNA of Gamsiella multidivaricata, 1487 nucleotides long. Its product is annotated as mitochondrial carrier domain-containing protein. The coding region runs from base 171 to 1346 and encodes 391 amino acids. Gene Ontology annotation, molecular function: magnesium ion transmembrane transporter activity. Gene Ontology annotation, biological process: magnesium ion export from mitochondrion. Lineage: Eukaryota; Fungi; Mortierellomycota; Mortierellomycetes; Mortierellales; Mortierellaceae. The record is from RefSeq and is a predicted model, not a curated record. The transcript is spliced from 7 exons.
GCUCCUUUCCUUCUCUUUACGCAUUCCGCCCAGAAAACCUCCCUCUCUCCUCCUCCUCUCCCUUCCUGUUCUGGUUUACUCUCCACUCAAUCUACAUUUCCCCUUGUUCCCGCUAGAUUCAGACAAUCGCCAACGGACACAUCAACCGACAUCUCAUCUCCCGAAGAGCCAUGUCCUCGAAUGGCUCUACCUCGCCAGCCAGCCUCGUCAGCACCGACACCACUACCAGCGGAAACAACAUCGGGAAUCGCAGUAGUCGGAACAACACCAGCGACAGCAAUCACCAUACCCUCACCAUCUUUUCAAAGUUGCCUUCAGAUCCCAUUAAAAGCUCGCUGGCCCCUCUUCUGAUCGACAAGGAGGCGGAGGCGGAUCCUCCUUACAUCGAUGUCCUGAUCGCCGGAGGACUCGGAGGAACGACUGCCGACUUUCUCAUGCACAGCGUGGACACGGUCAAGACGCGAUUGCAGGGACAACCAUCCGCCAGCCCGCCUAAAUACCACAACAUGUUCCAUGCCUACGGCACCAUUCUCAGAGAAGAGGGAAUCACCCGAGGAUUGUACAGUGGUGUCGCCCCAGCCAUGACCGGCUCACUGCCAGGGACGACACUUUACUUUGGAACAUACGAAUAUACCAAACGCACUUUGACCGCGGCCGGAUGUCCAGAUACAAUCGCACAUUUAGCAGGAGGAUCACUGGGCGAUUUCAUUGCGUCGUUCAUCUAUGUGCCCUCGGAAGUACUCAAGACGAGAAUGCAAUUGCAAGGACGGUACAACAACCCAUCUUUUAUAAGCGGAUACAACUACAAGAACACAUGGCAUGCGCUCCAGAUGAUCGUUAAAUACGACGGUGUCGGUGCACUGUACCAAGGAUAUAGAGCAACGCUGAUGAGAGACGUUCCUUUCUCUGCACUCCAGUUUGCGUUCUAUGAGAAAUUCAAGGCCGAAGCAAAGAAGUGGGAGGCGCGUCCUGAUGGUCAGAUGUCACUACCGGUCGAAACUGCAUGUGGAGCAAUUGCAGGAGGCCUGGCAGGGUUCUUAACGACUCCCUUGGAUGUCAUGAAGACGCUGUUACAAACACAGGUCAAGAAGCCCUCGGCCUCAAUACCCUCUAAUGUGUCUACAGCGAUGACACAAAAGUAUUACGUCGGGAUCUGGGAUGGACUGAAAUGGAACCUGAAGCAUCAGGGCGUCAUCUCUGGACUUUUCCGCGGUGUGGGACCAAGAGUGUUUUGGACGGCGUUGCAGAGCGCGAUCAUGUUUGUGUUUUAUGAGCAGGCGCUUCAUCUUCAGGAGAAUAUGAGGCAUUUCGGGCAAUGGCCAUAUGGGCCCUACGGAUCGAGUUGAACAUCAUAGACGCACACACGCUUAUACAGCUGGAUUCGUGAAAAAGCAAAAAGGAAGGGUGGAACGUGGGAUUCGCCAUACAAAGCAUUAUAGAUACUGUUAUUUUCUCUCUUUCUCUUUUUUCUCUUUUUUUUUUUUUUU